Messenger RNA from Candoia aspera, 3271 nucleotides. It is a transcript of the gene AP5B1, whose product is annotated as adaptor related protein complex 5 subunit beta 1. Gene Ontology annotation, biological process: endosomal transport. Lineage: Eukaryota; Metazoa; Chordata; Lepidosauria; Squamata; Candoiidae. The transcript is spliced from 3 exons. Gene Ontology annotation, cellular component: lysosomal membrane; AP-type membrane coat adaptor complex. The record is from RefSeq and is a predicted model, not a curated record. The coding region runs from base 181 to 3189 and encodes 1002 amino acids.
CCUUUGCGCAUCGAGCGCCCGGGGAGCGGCCGCGCGCCUCGGGGGUCUUCCCGGCCCGGGCGCUGCAUUGCAAGGGCGCGCGGGGCGUUUGGAGAGCCUCGGGGGGCCCCCCCGAGUGUGGGGGGCUCCAGAGAAGCGAGGGAGGGGUCUGAAUCCGGAGUAGCGCGCGGGGAGGGGGGGAUGCGGCCGUGCCCGCCCUUUGCCCCUUUUGGGCCCCCCAGAACCGGCUUGGCAGCGCCGGAGAAGCCCGUGGCGCCCGCGGGCGCCAGGAGGGGUCCGGCUCCUCUCCGCGGCGCGCACGCGCGGACGUCGAUUCUCUUUCUUGCGCAAUCCAGAAUAAGGUUUUUUUUCUCUCAAUCCGAAGCAGGGCAUCCUAUUGGGGGAGGGACCUCUCUAGGCCAUCCAAUCGUGUUGAGAGGAGGCGACAGGUGGAGGUGGAACACCGUGGCAUCCCCAGUCUUCACCAUGGGGUCCAGAGGAGGGGAGAACUGGGCUGGCACCGUUGAUGCUUUCCGCUUGUCCCCCACGGCGUUCCUCCUGUCCCACGGGGCCGGGGACUCCUUUGCGGCCGACCUGUUGAAUGAACUACGGAGCGAAAGACUGGGGGAGCCGAUCAAGCUCUCAAUGCUGGCUUUAUUCUUAGAAUACCCCACCCUGAUGUGCCCCGAUGCCAAGACGGGUCAGGAAGCUGCAGCGUCCCUCCUCGCCCUCUUUGCCCAGCUGAACCUCUCCCCCAAGCACGUCAGCCUCCGGUGCAACCUGCUCUUCGCCGCCGAGACAGUGCUGGUGGCCACCGACGGCCUCGGUGAGGACUGCCCAACCUCGCAUGAAUUGCUCUCCAUUCUGCUCCACCUGGUUUCCGACCUGAAUGACGGCCGCGGAGGGGCCACCGAGCGGCCCGUCCGGGCCGCAGCUUGCGAGUGCCUGCGAGAACUGGAAUGCUGCUACUCCGGGUUCCUUCUGCACCGCCUGGAGAUCCUACGCUCUUUGCAACAACAGGAGAUAUCGGGGCUCCACCAGGGUUACACCCUGCUGUACAGCGAGGCGCUGCGCAAUGCGGUCCUGCUCCUGGCCCGGAGCGGACAAGGGUGCCUCGGGGAACUUCUCGCGAGCAACGGGGACUUGAUGUGGGAGGCUACGAAGGAAGUGGGCAAGCUCUCGCCAGCUUGCAUCGAGCAGCUGGUUCUCUUGCCCUGCCCUGCGGACCUCAAGGAGUUGAAAUUGGUUCUCUCGGCCCUACUGGACAGCAGCUACCUCCUGACCCCGGCCGCUCAGAGCCAUCUCUUGUGGCGUCUGGCUCAGGCAGUGAGCGUGGUGCGCACCCAGUCGCCCGCUAUUUUCAAAGCCCAGCUGGUGCGUCUCUUUGGCACGGCCAGUGUGACUCUCGAGCACGCUGUCUUGCUGCUGAAAUCUCUCUUCACCGACAGCCUCUUCACCUCCGAGGACGAGUCCUUCCUCCUGCGCCACCUGGUGGGGUUGGCGCAGCACCCGGCUCUCCCUGACCCUGUGAAACUUUUCCACCUGGAUUGUCUUUUGCACUUCCCUGAAAACCGCCCGCUGGUCUCGGGAACCGACGAGAGGCUGCCGGUUCUGCUCACGCCCCGCACAACGUCGGGUCUUUUCCCCGGGUUCUUCCAAGAUCAGGGUACCGUCUUGGCCCGGAUGAAUUUACUGUCCCUCGUGUGCAUAGAAAGCGAGGGACCCAGUGCUGAACGUGGGGCGGGUUACCUUCUGGACCACGUCCUGGCCCUCGGAGGGCUAGUCACCAGAGGGGGAGGACUGGACGCCACUCGGCUUUUUUUUCGAGCGGCCUUUAUUUUUGCCCAGUAUUUUGGCUCGCGGGCACAGCCCAUGGCAGAAUUGAUCCAGUGCCUGCUGGAUCUGUACCGUCAGAACUGCACCUUGGCCCCUAACAUCAUCAAUCUGUUGGACGAGUCAUGGAAGAUGCUGGAAGAGUCCAACUGGGCUAGGACCCUUGCCCGAGCCCUGCAAGAAUUUGUUGUGAGCAUCCCCUUGCAAGAGAAAGACCUGGGUUGGCACCUCAAGAUUUUGGCCCGGCUGGCAAAGGAGAAGGAUGUUCCUCAAGGGAGCACCAUGCAGUUCUUGGCUCAACUGGUUGCCUCGGGCAAACUUGGGGACUGGCGCUCCGGGCAGAUCCUUCUGAGCGUUUGCCGUAACCUGAUGGUACUUCACCCGUCGCCUGCUCUGUCCCAGCUGGCGGCCCUCCUGCAUGCCAUCUCCCUCGGCCACACGGACGUGGAUGUCCAGGACCGAGCUUGCUUUUAUCAUACGCUGCUCACCAACCUUUCCAGUGAAAAAUUAAGAGCCGUGCUGGCCCCAGAAGGUCCUGUCAAGACUCGGACGCUCUCCUCGUCCAUCGUAGCCGACAGCGAGAGCUUUGUGGCCGCCCUGACGGUCCACCCGGUGGAGCCUGCCCCUCUGAGGCUGCAGCGGGUCGAGAUUUCGGGGGACACCCCUCCAGAGCCUCCCGCCGAGCAGGAGGUGGACGGGUACUGCCAGUGGCUGCUGGCAACCCGGUCUCCCUCACGGCUCAGUUUGGCGUACCAGCUGGUCCAUGCGGGGCCUGGCACGCCUCCCUACGACCUCCUCCUCUGCGUGGUGCUUCGUUUCACGUGCGCCAGCCCCCAUUACGAGCCGGUGCCCGAGCUCUGCGUUCCGUGCCUUUCCGCGCAUCGCCCGUCCCCAACAGUGAGGCUGACGCUGCAGCCACGUUGCCCGUACCCAACGCGGCUGACCACUUCUGCCCUUUAUACGACACAAGAUGGACUCACCCGCUUGAGUCAGCUAGAAACCCUCGAGGUGGCCUUCCCCGACCUUUUCUUGCCUCUGCCAGUCCCUGCCUGGUCUUCCGAGAAACUUCACCACCUUUUCGAUGCACUCUGGCAGCGCAUGCACCCUGACGCCGAAGAAGCCCAUGCAGAGAGCCUCACCGUCUGGCCGCUCCCACCUCGAUCCUUAGAGGGCCUGGUGCAUGACCAGUUUCGCAGAUUUAUCCUGACUGAGCAAGCAAACAGCUAUGGCAUCGCCCUGACUUUACCACCUCGGUACCACAUCCUGUUACAGGUGCAGAGUGUGGAAGAUGCAGCCCGGGUGAGCAUUCGCACUGACAAUUGGAAGCUACUGCCCUCGCUGAAUCACUAUCUGCAGAGCCUGGUGAAGGCCAGCUGACCACGCAACACUGCCGGGUGGGGAAGGGAGCAGUGGUGGGGACACAACCCCACAUCACCCGCUUUUGGAUGGUACGCUAAAA